Didymella exigua CBS 183.55 is the source of this 478-nucleotide messenger RNA. RefSeq lists its product as uncharacterized. Bases 74 to 442 code for a protein of 122 amino acids. The record is from RefSeq and is a predicted model, not a curated record. The transcript has a single exon. NCBI's taxonomy places the organism in Eukaryota, Fungi, Ascomycota, Dothideomycetes, Pleosporales, Didymellaceae.
CGCAAAGUUCAAGCAUCGGCGUCGCUGCUUUGUGCUUGAUUGCAGCAUUCGCGCCGCUGCUUUGGGCGUCAACAUGGAUCGCCGUGCACUUGCGGGCUUGUUGCUGCAGCAGCAGACACUUGGUCCACCUGCUCCGCACAUCUUCCGGCCUGGACACUCUGAGUUUUCAUCCUCCCGAUACCUACUAAAUGUGAGGCCUGUUGUUGGCGGAGACGUUGAAACUACCCCGGUCCCAUGCGAACUCUAUGGUCUGCUGUUGACGAGACUAUGGAAAAAGCUUUUGCAGGUGGAGAAGCUAUGCAGGAACAGUGGUUGUCUUCACAAAGUCAACGCUUUUUUUUGUUGUCACGAACUUUGCCGUCCACUUGCAGGUGUUGAGUCUGCGCUUUCCCACUGCUUUGCCGACCUGAGGUGCCUGUAUUACCAGCGCUGUGGUGUCUGACAGUUUUCCCAUGUGCGUGCAACCGUGGCUCAACUG